GUUAAACUGCCCUUCAGUCACACCCAUUUGUUGCAGUUGAUAAUAAAUAAGGUUUAGUGUUAGUUUAGCUUCAUAUUCAGAAAAUAUGACCACAGAACAAAGCAUACCAGAGAAACGAUAUGAUCCAAAUGACAAAACCCUGAAAUUUGUAAAAAGAAAGGAUGAAAUAACAGGAGAUGACGAUCCAAAUAUUUUACGGGCAGAAAUGUCUUGUGGGCAUGCAGUAGAUCCCAAUUCAUUGACAGCUUGGUGCAGAAGCCUUAUAGACCAGAAUCACUACAAGUUUCACUGCCCUGCAGUACAAGAUGGGACAACAGAAAAAUGUAGAAAGGAGUGGCCAUACCAAGAAGUUAGGAAACUGGCAGUUCUGAGCAGCGAGGAACAGCAGUACUUCGAGGAGCAUCUUGCUGCUUUGGCUGCAGCUGAAUACUGUGAAUAUAAAUCGUGUCCAGGCUGCUACAGCUUUGUUGAACGAAAGGACCUGACCAAUUUAAAUGUACGCUGCUUAAUCUGCACAGCUCAGUUGGGAAAAACCUUUGAGUUUUGCUGGCAAUGUAGGAAUGAAUGGAAGGGCCCAGGGCCACGAACAGAUCGAUGUGAAAAUACUGGAUGCAUGAACAGAGACCUGGAGACACUAAAGACUUGUAAACUUAUAAAUUUAGCAGGAACAGCAGUGAACGACUGUCCAUCAAUCCGGGCUUGUCCAACUUGUGGACAACUAAUAGAGCAUGACCAAACAGGUUGCAAAAAUAUUCGCUGCAGUCGAUGCCAAAAAGAAUUUUGUUUUGCAUGUUUGGAACUUACUCAGGUUUGUCAAGCAACAAGACCCGGUGCAUAUUAUGGAGCUUGUGCUAAGCCAGUAGCCCCAAAACAAACAUCCAUUCCUACAUGGAAUAGACAUGCAUAGAAAAUAGUUACUGGCUUUUAUAAUAUAAGAUUGUGCAUGUAAAAGUGACUCUUGCUAUAAUACUUCCUCUAUCUUUUAAUCAGGCAGCCUGAAGGAGAUAUUAGCAUCUUUCAGUUCCUCUGAAUUUUUGUGUCAGCACUGGGAAACAAAAAAAAAAACUGUAAACUUUUGUCAUGAUGUGUACAAAUGGAGAAAUGAGUAGAGGCAAUUAAAUUUAUGUGGUGUUAUUGACUAGCCACUUUAAAGCCAUAAAACCUUGUGGUUUUAUCUUAUUCUAGCAUCUUUGUUUGAUCAUAGGUGAUAAGAUCACUUUUCUGCAAUGGACUUACAGACUUUGUUUAUAUUUAAAAGUACUGAUCAAUUUUUACCUCCAGGAAACUUUUUUUGUUAAAAGUCUUUUGUUGUA
Molecule: messenger RNA, 1313 nt
Organism: Protopterus annectens (West African lungfish)
Lineage: Eukaryota; Metazoa; Chordata; Ceratodontiformes; Protopteridae
Product: probable E3 ubiquitin-protein ligase RNF144A-A
Exons: 4
Coding region: 86-907 (273 amino acids)
Molecular function (GO): zinc ion binding
Source: RefSeq, a predicted model, not a curated record